Molecule: messenger RNA, 1075 nt
Organism: Aspergillus thermomutatus
Lineage: Eukaryota; Fungi; Ascomycota; Eurotiomycetes; Eurotiales; Aspergillaceae
Exons: 5
Source: RefSeq, a predicted model, not a curated record
AUGGCCCCGUUUCGUAACUUCUUGAGCAGAAGGUCGGCGGCGCCCAAUGGUGGGGAGAUCGAGAGCACCCACGAAGACAAGCGGCUGUCCCCAGAGAGUCAUCCCUCCAAUCCGUUGGGUAUCAGAAAAAGCUACGAAAAAGAACCUCCAGAAUAUAAAUUGAGCGUUGUCGACGAUAACGGUGCUUAUCUGCCGCCUUCGCCCCCAGAGAAGCAGAGUUUCUGGAAGAAAUAUCCCGGUUCGAACCGGUCAUCACACCAUCGAGACCUCGUUGAUGAAAAUGAACCCUUCUCGAUAUCCCGCGAAUCAUUCGAUUCGUAUCGUCGGUCAUUUGAUAUUUCCGCUCGCUCCCCAGUGAGCUACACUGACACGAUGCCUUCUCGAACUUCACUAGACUCACGAUUCUCCCGUAUGACAUCGCAGUCUACCUCGUACACGAACGGAUUCUCGAAGCCCGAGGCUAUGGAAGAAGAGAAGUUCGAGGACGUGGGACUUGAUGACGAAGAGGUCAAACCCAAGAAGAAGGGUAUCUUCUCUCGGUUUAGCGACUUCUCUGGCGAUGCGCAGACAUCCGGAAACACAAAAUCUGCAACACAACACCUUGGAUUUCACAUCUCAGGCAGGAAGAAGGGGUCCAGCACUCUGGAAUCCGAGUUAGUCGCCCAUAGCGCCUACGAAAUCGACAAUAUGGUCGGUGUAAAACGUCCCGUCGAUGCCGGGGACGAGCGCAAUGGGAAGCGGACAAAGACCAAGACAGCGCCCGUGACAACAAAAAAGGCCAAAUCCGCGCCAGUGAAGAAGUCUGCCCCACAGAAGAGCUCGAAGAAGGAUGUCAAGUCUGGAAAGAAGGACAAGAAGUCGUCAAAGAAGAAGGUAGAGGAGGAGGACGACUUCGAUGAUGACGAGGACGACUUUGAUAUCGAUGAUAUUCCGGACUCGGAGGCUGAUGAGCAUGAUGACGAGGAUAUCGAGAUGGGUAGUCCCAGUGACGAUGAUGAGGAGGAGGACGUGGAGGAGGAGAAGAAGCAGAAGACCAAGGCGCCCGCUGCUUCAACGAAAGCAGAGCCCCCGAAGA